AUGAGUUCCCACUAUAAAAGCGAUGGAUCUCGUGGAAGUCCACUCAUUUUGUGUUCUCAUUCUCGUCAGCGGCCGUUCCUUGGAACGUUUUCACCGACCAAAUGCAAACGCCCCACUGACUCCACUGAAACGGCACACUUGCUACGUAAGUUGUUGGGGACAGGUUUUUUGUGUUUUCCCAUGCUUGUCGCCAACGCACAGUGCAUUUUUCGCUUUUCGCAGAGUGCAAAACUCGAAAAAGCCGUUUGCACUGUGCAAAUGUUUGCGCGAAACCGCGGCGGGGCAGUUGGAAAACGCUUACAUCGCCGCGAUUUCCGAAUUGCACAGUGCAUUUUGAACUUUUUCCCACGCUUGCCGCCAACUCACAGUGCAUUUUUUGUUUUUUUGCACAGUGCAAACCAAAGUGAGAUGCACGGUGCUGGCUCGAUGUCAAUGCGCUGUAUGAAAAUUGUAACUUUUUCAGCUCAUCAUCGUCGGCUUCGGUUUCUGAAGAGUUUGGAGCGAAAUUAUGGCGUUUCCGCGCCGCCCAUUGGUCAUAAGGCCGGUUGGAGUUGUAUUUGA
Messenger RNA from Bursaphelenchus xylophilus (pine wood nematode), 561 nucleotides. Lineage: Eukaryota; Metazoa; Nematoda; Chromadorea; Rhabditida; Aphelenchoididae. The record is from the annotation of a GenBank genome assembly.